AUGACCAAAAUCUCUAGUAAGGAAGCUGUUGAAUUAGAAAGUACCUACGGUGCACACAAUUAUCAUCCUCUCCCAGUCGUGUUCUCAGAGGCAAAGGGUAUCUGGGUAUGGGAUCCUGAGGGUAAGAAAUACAUGGACUUCUUGUCCGCCUAUUCUGCUGUCAAUCAAGGUCAUUGUCAUCCCAAGAUUGUCAAAGCUUUGUGCGAUCAAGCUCAAAAAUUGACCUUGUCAUCCAGAGCCUUCUACAAUGACGUUUAUGGUGAAUACACAAAGUACAUGAACGCCUACUUUGGUUAUGACAUGGUCCUUCCUAUGAACACUGGUGCCGAGGCUGUUGAAACAGCCAUCAAAUUGGGCCGUAGAUGGGGUUAUGUCAAGAAGGGUAUUCCAGAGAACAAAGCUAUCGUUUUGAGUUGUGAAAACAAUUUCCACGGCCGUACAGUGGGUGUGAUCUCUAUGAGUACUGAUCCUGAUUCAUACGCUGGUUUCGGCCCCUAUUUGCCUUUGGUUGGCCCUGUUGUCCCCGAAGCCAAGACCACCAUCCGCUAUAACAACUUGGAAGAUCUCGAAAAGGUAUUGAAUAUCGUCGGCGAGCAAGUGGCUGCCUUUUUGGUCGAGCCCAUUCAAGGCGAAGCUGGUAUCAUGGUUCCCGACGAUGGCUAUUUGAAGAAGGCAUAUGAGCUUUGUAAAAAGCACAAUGUUUUGUUCAUUGCUGAUGAAAUUCAAACUGGUCUUGGUCGCACAGGAAAAAUGCUUUGUGUAGAUCAUGAUGAAAUCCGUCCAGAUGUGGUUCUUCUUGGUAAAGCUCUUUCAGGAGGUGUCUACCCGGUUUCUGCCGUUUUAGCAGAUCGCGAUAUUAUGUUAUGUAUCAAGCCUGGAGAGCACGGCUCUACCUACGGUGGUAACCCUCUUGGUUGUGCUGCUGCCAUUGCUGCUUUGGAUGUCAUCAAGGAAGAGAAAUUGGUCGAGAAUGCCGAAAGAUUGGGUCAAAAGUUCAGGGAAGAGCUCAUCAAAUUGAACUCACCUUUAAUUGAGACAGUGCGUGGCCGUGGGUUAUUAAACGCCAUUGUGAUCGAUCAAUCCAAAUCCGAAAGAAGUGCCUGGGAACUCUGUUUACUGCUCAAAGCCAGAGGAUUGUUGGCUAAACCCACACAUGUAAACAUCAUUCGCUUGGCACCUCCUCUUGUCAUUACAGAAGAAGAGAUGAUGCAAGGUGUUGAGAUCAUUGCUGGUGCCCUCAGAGAUAUUGCUACUAUGAAGGCAUCUGAUAUCCCCAACGAACUUGGCUGUUAA
Mucor velutinosus is the source of this 1293-nucleotide messenger RNA. RefSeq lists its product as uncharacterized. The coding region runs from base 1 to 1293 and encodes 430 amino acids. The record is from RefSeq and is a predicted model, not a curated record. NCBI's taxonomy places the organism in Eukaryota, Fungi, Mucoromycota, Mucoromycetes, Mucorales, Mucoraceae. Gene Ontology annotation, cellular component: cytoplasm. Gene Ontology annotation, molecular function: identical protein binding; L-ornithine transaminase activity; pyridoxal phosphate binding. The transcript is spliced from 4 exons.